Misgurnus anguillicaudatus (oriental weatherfish) is the source of this 846-nucleotide messenger RNA. The record is from RefSeq and is a predicted model, not a curated record. Lineage: Eukaryota; Metazoa; Chordata; Actinopteri; Cypriniformes; Cobitidae.
AUGAAUAACUCGACACUGAAUAUCACCACAAAUGGAGCAUCUACUAACUCCACAUCUCUACAAUUCAAUGAUAAUUUGAGUCUAGAAAUGUAUAUCUUCCUCAUAAACGUGCUGUUUGGUUUUCCUACACAAUCCUAUGUGAUCUGGCUCAUCGUCAAAGGAACUGGAAAUGGCAUUUCCUCAGAGUUUUUCUUCCUUAAUCUUGCUGUUUGUGAAAUUUUCUGCUGUCUUGAUUGUUUAUUGUUUUUACUCACAAUCUGGUUUUCAGGUUUGAUGGUAUUUGGACUGUUUUUGCAAGGAUUAGUUUCCACCGGUCGUCCUCUGUUUCAGUGUCUGAUCUGUGUUGAGCGUUAUUUGGCUGUGGUUCAUCCUGUAACCUUUCUGAAGUACAAACCUCUGAGAUAUAAAGCGAUUUGUUGCACAUUUGCCUGGUUAUUAUGUUUUGGAUCCUGUUUAGUCUCCUACUUUACUUUAACAUCAUUCAACAUCGUUGCACAUGCAUGGUUCUUCUCGAUUGUCUUCAUUGUCCUCCUCUUCAUUCAGUUGUUUUGUCUUGUGGCUGUUCUCAGAGCUCUGAAGCAGUCAGGACCAGGAGAGAGAGGGAGAGAGAGAGAGGAGGAAAACCACAUGAAGAGAAGAGCGUUUCAUAUCAUUCUCAUAACUACCAUCAGCAUGGUUACCAUAUAUGUGCCAAUGUGUAUCUCAGGAUUCUUUAUUAUUAUGAUACAUCGGUACCUUUCCGAAUUUUGGAUUCCUUCUUUGUUGUCUUAUGUGCUGGGUGGGUUUUUACAGCCUGUUCUUUAUUUGCACAGAUGUGGUAAACUUUUCUGCUUUGCUUCCUUCUAA